AUGUCCUUCGUUCGGCAAACAGCAUUGCCAAAUGAUAAUAUUGAUGAUAAAUUAAUAACAUGGAAAAUAACCAUAACUGUCUUCAAUGGAAUGUUCUUGAUUUAAAAAUAAAAUAAAAUAAAUGCUCUGGGUGUUACGGUUUUGACAUUUGGUUUGUGGCUUUUAUUUGACAGAAACAAUUUAUUUGGUGUGUUAUUUUCUUCAGGUGAGAACCAACUGGUGGCACGUGUUUCUUUUACAUUACUUGGAGUUGGAUUUCUUUUUAUUUUUACAUUGGUGGUGGGAUUCCUUGGAAUUGUUCAGGAAAUCAGGUGCCUACUAGUUAAACAUGUGUGUUUUCAUGUCCUGAUGCUUUUCACUCAUAUUGCCCUAUCAGCACUGAUAUUUCUGAAGAAAGAAGUUGCCUACCAUUAGUGGAACAACAGAAUUAAUGAAGUUGUUUCUGAAUAGAAUAAGAAUCCAGCUGAGAAGGAACCUGUGUGGAAUAUUCUGGAUGCUGUGCAGCAGAAUAUGGAAUGCUGUGGAAGAUACAAUGUCACACAUCAGAUCCCAUGGUCAUGCACAAAAUCUAAUCUGAAGAAAUGUUUUUGUGAUAUCCCAGAGAAUUUAACAUACAGUAUAGGUUCUGAAGAAUAUAUGGAUAUGUGGUUUGAAAGUAAUGUUUUGAUCUUAAAUGGAAUUAGUAUAAGCCUGCUAAUUACACAGGUAUCUGUAAUCACAUUAACUGUGAAGCUGUUUUUGAACUUCAGAAGGAACAGUAUUUAGUGAAAUGAAUGAUGAAUUCCUCUGGAUGUUGCUAUUGCACAAGAAGAUCUGUUCCAUUCCUGUGACAGUUGCACUGUGUGUGUUAUAA
This is a messenger RNA of Coturnix japonica (Japanese quail), 853 nucleotides long. Lineage: Eukaryota; Metazoa; Chordata; Aves; Galliformes; Phasianidae. The record is from RefSeq and is a predicted model, not a curated record.